AUGCCGACAUUGUUCCUCAUUUGUGCGCCAGUGGCUCCCACAGAGGUUUCCUACUUGAAUGUGACAUUAUGGGACGGUCGAAAGAAAACGCUCUUGCAAAAUGCCCCCACCAAAUGGCUGGCCCAUCGGGUAUGUGAAGACUUCAUCAAUACACACUGGAGUGGGCAGACGUCCAUCAAGCCCGAGCAAGACACAGGAGUUUGGGAGGUUAGGCCUCCUACCUGGUGGGAGAUCAGGUAUGAAUCUGUCACCUGGUCCUUUGACACACAACACUCUCCUGCCCCCCGUCUUGAUUCCUCUCUACCUUCUUCACGCUUGUCAUUGAGGCGUCUCCCGCAGUUCUUGUCCGACGUUCAGUCGCGCAAGGCCUCCAAGACCAGAGUCAUCAUGGACCAGAUGAGAGCCACUCCCAGUCCCAGCUCCGCACAAGGCGGUGACCGCGACUCUGAUCCAGACUCACCCUUCAGCCCCGGAAACCACACCACACCAGGGAGAAACGGGUGGAUGGAGCUCCCGUCACCUACGUUCAAUGUCAAAGCACUGGUUUCCAGCAGCGCUGCACGCUCGUCGUUCCCUAUGACAUCCUCAUUUCCAGACAUGCCCUUUCACAUACAAUCUUCCGCGCCGCCUGGACCCUUCUAUCACCUCCCGCGCGCACCGGGGUAUCCAUGCUCGUACUACGUCUCAGCCCGCGCUCCGCCGCCGCCACCACCACCGACCUCAUGGGUCCCAAUCGCUGCUCCCACCUACGCAAACAGCAUGUAUGCGCGGCCCGUCGUGUGGUGA
This is a messenger RNA of Suillus clintonianus, 786 nucleotides long. RefSeq lists its product as uncharacterized. Lineage: Eukaryota; Fungi; Basidiomycota; Agaricomycetes; Boletales; Suillaceae. The record is from RefSeq and is a predicted model, not a curated record. The transcript has 4 exons. Bases 1 to 786 code for a protein of 261 amino acids.